Molecule: messenger RNA, 1715 nt
Organism: Chlorocebus sabaeus (green monkey)
Lineage: Eukaryota; Metazoa; Chordata; Mammalia; Primates; Cercopithecidae
Gene: ST6GALNAC4
Product: ST6 N-acetylgalactosaminide alpha-2,6-sialyltransferase 4
Biological process (GO): oligosaccharide metabolic process; ganglioside biosynthetic process
Molecular function (GO): alpha-N-acetylgalactosaminide alpha-2,6-sialyltransferase activity
Source: RefSeq, a predicted model, not a curated record
UCCUUGCCGGCCCCGGCCCCGCCCCCUGCCUCUGGCUGCUCGGAUCAGCUUCCAGUCCGGUCGGCCCGGCCCGGGGGCCAUGGAGCUCAGAGCAGCGGAUCGCGAGCCUCCUGCGAACCCCAGCCUCCACGCCCGGUUAGCACCCGGCCGGGAGAUGAGGCAGUGGAAUCUGGAAGGGCGGUGAAAAUCCCACGUCCUGCCCUCCCCCGGCCUCUCCAUUCGGCCCCCGGGUAGAGAGGUGCCGGGCUCCCACCCCUUCCCAGCCCCAGCCCUGGAGACAGCAGCCCCUAGACUACCGAGGGACAGCGACAGCAUGAAGGCUCCGGGUCGGCUCGUGCUCAUCCUCCUGUGCUCUGUGGUCUUCUCUGCCAUCUACUUCCUCCUGUGCUGCUGGGCUGGCCUGCCUCUCUGCCUGGCCACCUGCCUGGACCACCACUUUUCCACAGACUCCAGGCCUACUGUGCCAGGCCCCUUGCACUUCAGUGGAUAUAGCAGUGUGCCAGAUGGGAAGCCGCUGGUCCGCGAGCCCUGCCGCAGCUGUGCUGUGGUGUCCAGCUCCGGCCAGAUGCUGGGCUCAGGCCUGGGUGCUGAGAUCGACGGUGCCGAGUGCGUGUUCCGCAUGAACCAGGCGCCCACCAUGGGCUUUGAGGCAGACGUGGGCCAGCGCAGUACCCUGCGUGUCAUCUCACACACAAGCGUGCCGCUGCUGCUGCGCAACUACUCACACUACUUCCAGAAGGCCCGAGACACGCUCUACGUGGUGUGGGGCCAGGGCAGGCACAUGGACCGGGUGCUCGGAGGCCGCACCUACCGCACGCUGCUGCAGCUCACCAGGAUGUACCCCGGCCUGCAGGUGUACACCUUCACUGAGCGCAUGAUGGCCUACUGCGACCAAAUCUUCCAGGACGAGACGGGCAAGAACCGGAGGCAGUCGGGCUCCUUCCUCAGCACCGGCUGGUUCACCAUGAUCCUCGCGCUGGAGCUGUGUGAGGAGAUCGUGGUCUAUGGGAUGGUCAGCGACAGCUACUGCAGGGAGAAGAGCCACCCCUCAGUGCCUUACCACUACUUCGAGAAGGGCCGACUGGAUGAAUGUCAGAUGUACCUGGCACACGAGCAGGCGCCCCGAAGUGCCCACCGCUUCAUCACUGAGAAGGCAGUCUUCUCCCGCUGGGCCAAGAAGAGGCCCAUCGUGUUCGCCCAUCCGUCCUGGAGGACUGAGUAGCCUCUGUCACCCUGCCAGCCGCCAUGCUGUUGGGAGGCCUCUGGGAUGUCCCAUCCCAGGCCAUCACACUCCACAAAAACAUUUAAUUUAUGGAUCCUGCCUCCUGCCACGUGCUGGGUGGAGUGCCCCCACUCUGGCAACACUUGGAGCCAUCUCAGGUCUCAUGACUUGAAGGGGAGUGGAAUGAGGAGCCCUGUCUCCACCUCUACUCCCUGAGUAAUUCAUGGCAUUUGGGGGCUUACCCCACCUCCAGGUCUGUCAAGUGGCCUUUGUCCCUCGGGCUGAUGGCCCCCUACUCACCAGCAUCAUGACCUUGUGCCAGUCCUGGUCCUUCCUCCCCAGCCACCCCUACUACCUUUUGGUGCCACACUUCUCAGGCCGGCCGCCCUGGUUGGGGCAGCCAAGAGCCUGGGGUUCGUUGGGUGAAGGGGCCUUGGAGUUGUGACUGCCGGGGCCGUAUCAGGAACGUACGGGUAAACGUGUGUUUUCUGGA